Molecule: messenger RNA, 1225 nt
Organism: Drosophila arizonae
Lineage: Eukaryota; Metazoa; Arthropoda; Insecta; Diptera; Drosophilidae
Product: venom allergen-1
Source: RefSeq, a predicted model, not a curated record
CUCCCAUGAAAGUCAUCUGAUAUUGCUUGGGCAAUGUUUAUUUGUGAAUCACUCCCUCAAUCCAACCCGGACGGUAGCCCAAUAUAAGCCAGCGCCGCUCGUUAGCCGCCUUCAGUAGAUCUCUGAUCAUAGAAUGGAGCAAAUGAAGAAGCUUCUAGUUCUUUGGCUUGUUCUGUGCUGGAACGAGUGCCUGGCGAUAGACUUUUGUAACAUGACUGAAUGCAAUGGAUUGCGUCAUUUGGGCUGUGAAAACGAUUUGACCUUUCAUGAGAGUUGCCUGCGCACCCGCAUCCUGCUCAACAUGCAGAUCUACCGCGACUACCUGCUCAAGCUGCACAACAAGUACCGCGAGGAAGUGGCAUCUGGAGACAUUAAAGGGCUGCCCGCGGCCAUGCACAUGCCGGAGCUGAUCUGGCACUUUAAGCUCGCUCUGAUAGCCGAGUACCAUGUGAAGCGCUGCUCGCGGGACCUGAACUACUGCUUAGCUGUUUCCACGUUCACUAAUCCCGCGUUGAACUAUGGCAUGAAUUGGCUGGAUAUAGAGCCUAUCCCCAACUACUCGCGCUCGACGAACUCCGAGAAACUGACUGUCCAGACGGAAGUGUGGAUGCACCAGGUCUACAAGCUGGCACUAGGACAGUUCGAAGUGGGAGAAGUCUCGGAGAUCAAAAACAUUUUGAGCGACCACAACAAAUACGUGGGCUGUGCGGCCGCCGAGGACUUCGACCGGGAGGCCAGUCGAUUCGUGCUCGUCUGUUAUUACAAUAGCCAAAUCGACCCAGCGUCGUACCUCUAUACGGCGGGCACAUUUUCGGAGGAUCACUGUGCCGACGGCGUCAGCGAAGACUAUCCACAUCUGUGCAAGACGCUGCCAGAUGAGUUCGACUGAGAAACACAGAGCUAAGCUAAGCAACGUACUAUUUCAGUCCGAGCUCCACCACUGGCUGUCUAAUUAAAUGGGACACGUACUUGAGAAAUAAACAAAUUUAUGCCAUAAUAUUUUGUACGAAAAAUGUGUUAGGUAAAAUGUGGGAAAUAACAAACUGACAAAGUUAGACGGAAAAAGUAUUUUCCAAAGCAAUUUGUUCGUUAGGAGCCAGAAAAACGUUGCGCCAGCCACAAGCGCUUAGCUCGCCUCUACAGCACUUCCACUUCCACCCAACUGGAGGACUUGGCUCAAAAGUGCACAUAACUGGCACGAAAUAUAUUUGAAAAAAUAAAAUAA